Molecule: messenger RNA, 2134 nt
Organism: Nicotiana tabacum (common tobacco)
Lineage: Eukaryota; Viridiplantae; Streptophyta; Magnoliopsida; Solanales; Solanaceae
Source: RefSeq, a predicted model, not a curated record
GUAACUGGCCGAACCGAAUGGGCAUUAUCGUCAUUUGGAAAUGCAUUACUUCUCCUGCAUUUCUCGAGGGUUUAGGGUUUCUGAUUCAUUUCCUUUGCUUAGAAUCUUCUUUGGUUCUUGAUUUUCGUUUCAGUUAGUAUCACCAGGAGACUGAGGCUCCUACUUAUUUGAAGAACACCUUCCUCUGAGUCUAUCCAAGUCCAUAAUCUCUCUCCCAGGUGUGAAGUAAAGUCAAAAAGACAACAUUAGUAGCAGGAAAGAGCAAUGUGGUGUAUGCUUUUUGACAGAAGUUAGAGAUCCCUAGCUACAUGUCAGACAAGAAGGAGGCUGGGGAGAUCAACACACUUGUUGCAAGUAAUGGAAGUACAUCUAGGAUCAGUGAAACUGGACUUCAUCUUUAUCCGGUCUCCAUCAACGACUCAGGCGAAGGUUUACCAUAUGCUCCUGUAGAUUGGCCAAAUGCUGGUGAUAAGUGGUGCUGGAAGGCGGGGAAAAGAGUUUCAGUUUCAGGCUACAUUAAGGAUAGAUAUCUGUAUCUUCCAAAGCGUCUUCGGGCUCUCAAAGAAGGAAGGGGAUAUACUUUUCGAAGUAGGCCUUCAAUUGAACAAUAUCUCCGAUCUGAGUUUCCUAAUGUAGAUAUCAACGGUUUCUUUGCCUCGUUCAGUUGGAUGAUUCCCGCAAAAGAGUCAGCAAGCUCAAAAGAUAUGAAACAGAAGCUUAUGUCUUCAGGGACGAAAAUGGAGCCUUCACCGUCUGAUUCUCCUUUAGGAACCAUUACUUGUAAGGCUGGUAACAGAAUCUGUAGCAGUUUAACAGCAGAAAAUCCUUUACCGGAGACGAUGUUUUGUGAUAUCUGUUGCACUGAGCCUGGUUUUUGCCGAGACUGUUGCUGUAUCCUUUGUUGUAAAACUAUCAGUUCGGAUUAUAAUGGGUACAGUUACAUUCGGUGUGAAGCAACAGCAGUUGAUGGCUACAUUUGCGGACACAUUGCCCAUGUAGACUGUGCUCUACGAGCUUACAUGGCUGGGACAGUCGGAGGAAGCAUCGAUUUGGAUGCAGAGUAUUUCUGUCGAUACUGUGAUUCAAGGACGGAUUUGGUUUCACAUGCUUUGAAGCUUCUAAACAUCUGCACGUCUGUUGCUUCUUCUGCUGACAUUGAGAAGAUUUUGAAUGUUGGCAUUUGUAUUUUGCGUGGAUCACAAAAAAGGAGUGCAAAACAGUUGUUGCAUCGUAUUGAAUCAAUCAUGUCAAAGCUUAUAGAUGGGGCCUGCGUUGAAGAUGUAUUUAAAAAGGAAAGCUCCGCUGAUAGCACUGGGCUUGAACAAAUAUGUACAUCUGUGCAUUGCAUAUGAGUUUGUCUAUAUCAGUGCUUCCCACUGUUCUGAAGUACCAAAGAAAUUUGUUGCAACUAAAGCACAAUAUGAACAGAAAAUGAUCAGCUUGGACUUACGGAAAAUGAUCAGUAAGGAAGACGAAUUAUUUGGCGUACAACGAGUGCAUCAGAUAAAUGCUCUAUUCAACUGCUCCUAACCAGAGGAAGGAGAUUGAUUGCAUCCUUAAGAAAAUGCAUCAAUCAUUUAAAGGAUCUUUUGUAGGGUGCUGUUUUGGUUAUUGCAGCAAUAACAUCUUUUGGUGUAAAGAGUUCUGUCUACUGCUUUUUUUUUCAUCUCUCCUUGAGCCGGGGGUCUAUCGGAAACAGUCUCUCUAUCGUGAAGGUAGGGGUAAGGUCUGCGUACACACUACCCUCCCCAGACCCCGCUUGUGGGAUUAUAAUGGGUUUUUUUAUUGUUGUUGUUUGUGGUGGUGUUAGUGUAAAGAGUUCUGUCCUAUGACAUAAAUCUGAAUCUCACAUCCAUCAUCUGCCUCACCACAUUAGUAUAUGUUAGUUCUCUGCUUGUAGCACUACUGCUCAGAUUAUUCUGGAAUGUAUCCUGUUAGGAACUGUCUAGAUAUUGCCGCCACUGUGCUUAUGAUUCCUAUUGCUGGGCAUGGAAUGCUGCCAUUUUUUUAAUGAUGUUGUCCAUAGGUUUCAUUUUACUUUCCGCCUUUAGGAUUUUUCUGGAAUCCUGGUUCAGUGCCAAUUUGCUAUUAUUAAUGAAAUCCCGUGUUGGUUCGUUGCCUCCCUUGUUUCUAA